AUGUUCUUAACCGACACUGGUGAUUAUGGAUCAGUGUCUAAGGGCAUGGCAUUGGUUGGAUGGAAUAGACGACUGGAAAUGAAGGAAAUCAAGGGUACAGACGAGCGUGGGUGCGUACAAGAUGGGUGGAAUGUUAUUAAUGCUGCAUUAUUUGGCGUUGAAUGGAGUGCCAUGAGAAGGGUCCUUUUUAUAUCCAACCUUUUGAUUUUGUAUUGGCUAUGA
Botrytis deweyae is the source of this 222-nucleotide messenger RNA. RefSeq lists its product as uncharacterized. Lineage: Eukaryota; Fungi; Ascomycota; Leotiomycetes; Helotiales; Sclerotiniaceae. Bases 1 to 222 code for a protein of 73 amino acids. The record is from RefSeq and is a predicted model, not a curated record. The transcript has 2 exons.